Messenger RNA from Penicillium waksmanii, 1602 nucleotides. RefSeq names its product GNAT family N-acetyltransferase. The record is from RefSeq and is a predicted model, not a curated record. The transcript has a single exon. NCBI's taxonomy places the organism in Eukaryota, Fungi, Ascomycota, Eurotiomycetes, Eurotiales, Aspergillaceae. Gene Ontology annotation, biological process: siderophore biosynthetic process. The coding region runs from base 1 to 1602 and encodes 533 amino acids.
AUGCGGAACAACACCUGCUAUCUUCCAAAUGGCCUCACUUUCACCGUCACGCCAGUCUUUGGUGGGGUCACCUUCAAGUCCAAUGAUAUGGCAACCACCAAUCCUACUUUCCCACCCGGUUGGACUGUCAUUAUUUUCAGUGAGAAAGUCUCGGGCGUCUCUCCGGAACAGACGGGACAAGGAUCAGAAGGACCAGAGAAUCGACAUCCCACCGAUGACAAGAAUGACGCCGAUGACGACAACAAGACCAUCCGAUUCACAACCCCCACUUUGAAUCGUGAUUGUAUCUACAUCUCUUAUAUUGUCAAUCCGCCCUCCAGCGAGUUCAAACCAGUCACUUCUCCCACCCGCCAAAUUGCAAUGAUGCUGUGGGCUACACUAUGGUGGUACUUCCAUGAACCCAAGCCUGAUCCUCGUCUUCAAACAGCGGCCUCCAGCUCGACCCCUCAUGCUGGCCAGCCCAAGGGUGAAUGGCGCGUCAAUAUUCGACGUGAGGGAAUUUUCAAGGGCCGAAACCUCUUGCAGAAGCUCGAGCGUAUGGGCAUAGUUUCAAAUGAAGACUCGUCCGUCGGAUUUCAGCCCGUUGAAACACGCGACUCAGCUAGCUGGUCGAACAUGUUCGUGAGCCAACGGACAUUCUGGCAACUUGAUCCGCGACUCUUCUUAUUCACUCUAACUCCCCGUGGAUCCCCGCCAUCCCCUUCUUUGACACCUUUCCAAUCACGACCGGCUUCUCCACUGCGGGAUUCCCUGACCCCAACCUCAUUGCCCCCCGCUGAAGCCGCGUUCGGUACAGGCAAUGCGGAGGUUUUCACUUCAGUUGGUCCUUAUACAUCAGCUAGUCACUUGCCAACUUAUUACCCACCGGCACCAACUCAAUAUACGUUCACCAACGGGGUGCGCCAUCCUAUCCGUCCUAAGCCACCCCACCAAGGAGAGGUCUUCUAUGUUCGCCACAUCCCUAGCGUGGGACAGUAUCUCUCAUUGCGCAUUCCUUUCCUUCCAGCCACCAAGCCGACUCCAAGUGACAGUCGGCCGACAACUCCAACGAGACCAGUCAGUGCUCAGGUCACCAGCGUGAAACAACACCUCUCCCAGAAUUUGUCAUCGGAUCUCGACACCCUGCACCGAUGGAUGAACGACCCCCGCGUGGAGGCCAUGUGGCAGGUUGGCGGACCAAAGCCUGUCCAAGAAAAAUUCAUCCUAGACAAUCUGUCCAGCCGCCACAGCUUCCCUGUCAUUGGAUGCUGGGACGGAAAGCCUUUCGGGUACUUUGAAAUUUACUGGGUCAAGGAAGAUCCUCUUGGUCGACUUCUGGAUCGAGUUGAUAACUACGACCGGGGCAUUCAUGUUCUGGUUGGCGAACAGGAAUUCCGUGGCGGCCACCGCGUCAUCCUCUGGCUCACUGCUUUGGUACACCAUUGCUUCUUGGCUGAUAUGCGCACUGAGGCGGUUGUUCUUGAACCGCGCGUUGAUAAUCUCAAACUCAUCAAUUAUCUACAACAAGUCGGAUUCUACAAAGAGGGGGAAGUUAGUUUCCCGCACAAGCAAUCUGCUGUGAUGAAGAUCAAGCGCGAAUACUGGGAUGCGCCCGCCAUUUGA